CCUGGGGUUCCUGGAAAUAGGUGCUUGCUUGUCUGCCUGCAGCACCACGAGCACCAUCUCACGUAGGACUCGGGAGAGCUCCGCAUCUCAUCACCUCGCAAUUCAGAGUCGCAUUCAACAGAGUCAGCCCACUAAUCAAAACGGAAAAGAAAAAAAAACCUAAGUGGUCUUUCGCUAACUUUUCACUCCUUGCUGCCUUCCAGACACGUCCAUUGUGGAUUGAUUGUUUCACUGAUUGGAAUCGCUGUUGCUCGCCCCUCCCCCUCACCAGGAAGGUAAGGUAGGCAGGUAUUUUUUGCCGCCCGGCUGUUGCUUGCUAUUAUUGCUCGGCCUGCCGCGCAUUUUGCUUAUGAUUGAUCCACCACAGCCUGCCCUGCGUCUAGAAUACCACCAGCCCAGCCCGCCAGUCUUGCACGACCUUUCCCCGCCGUGUUCCCCGUCAAAGUCCUGCCAUUUGCCACAGGGUCUACUUACUGUCUGCUUCAAUUCGACAUUUGUCCAGGACACCCAAGGCACAUGUGGUUGGUGUGGUAGUGCCGCCGCCCCCGACUAUCCUCAGGUUGACUCGAGUCGACAGAGCGACGUCCUGGUCUGGUCCUGCGUCGGCCUGGUCCCUUGCAGUCGAGCCGUCUUAAGUCAACGCAACCCGGCGCCCACGCUUGGUGGUCUCCAUUUCUCAAAACCAAAUCGGCCCCUCCCUCGUCUGUGCUGGGCGUGCUGACACAACCCAAAUCUUGCCUGACCCCCCCUUCGACCUGGGCCCUCGUAACAUUCCUGUCACCACCCUCGACAAGCGCACGCCACUUGUUCAUUCCAUAUGAGUUCUAUGAACUCGCGCUUCAAAGCCUUGGGUUUUGGAAAACGUCGAUCAACUGCCAGCAUUCAACAAGGACCCGACACGCCGACCCAGCAACCAAACUCGCAAUCCGGCACCCCUCCUCCCGCUGGUCCCCCCUCGCAGAUCCCACCCGGCCCGCCCCAGCUUCCACCCGUUUUUGCCAACGUUCGCCCUGCUGCCGGUCCUGCGCCCUCGAUUGCCUCAACCUCCUCCCAACAAAGUCUGCCAAUGAAUCAUCCGGGCGCCGGUCCUCGCCCGCCUAGUUAUACGGCAAACUACCCUCCCCAAGGCGGUCCUCCUCCCCUCGGUCGCCAGAGCCCUCUCAACCAAGGUCAGACUCGUACUCCUCCUUCGCAAAUGAUUGGCGGUCCCCCUCCGAUCAACACGGGCGCCCAGGGCGUCACCGGCUACCCGCCGCCCAUGGGUGGCCCUCCUCCCGGUGCUGGUGGCCCUCCGGGCUACGCUGGUGCCCAAGGGUACCCGCCUCCGGGUCCUCCCCAGCCACAGGGUAACAUGCCCCUUGGUGGUCCAUACCAAAGAAGUGCUGCCGCCGAGGUUGAGGGUAACAGCAGAAGCAAGGCUCAAUUGAUUGUCGGCAUUGACUUUGGCACAACCUUCUCCGGUGUCGCCUUCGCGUUCGCGACGAACAACGAGGCAAAGGAGGAUAUCAUUACUGAGUGGCCUGGCGCUGGUUCAUAUACAAAACAAAAGAUUCCCACUGUCCUAUACUACGACCAAUACCAAAAGGUCGUCGGAUGGGGCCCCGAUAUUGCCGAUGCGCUUGCACCCACCGGUUACCCUAAACCGGGUGUGCAAAAGGUCGAGUGGUUCAAGCUGCAGUUGAUGCUGUCAGGAAACACUUACAUCGACCCCAUCAACCUGCCUCCCCUGCCCCCGGGCAAGUCGGAAAUCGACGUUGCCGCCGACUACCUCUUCAAGCUUCGCCAGGCAAUGCGCUCGGCCCUUCAAAAAACCUUGGGCGAGGUUUUCAACCGAGAAGAACGCAACAUCCGUUACUACCUUACAGUCCCCGCCAUCUGGAACGAUGCUGGAAAGGCUGCAACAAGGGCGGCCGCCAUCCAGGCUGGCUUCCUCCGCGAUGAGAAUGACAACAGGCUGACCCUGGUCAGUGAGCCCGAGGCUGCGGCGCUGUUUUGCUCCAAGACCGGUCUGCUCAACCUCAAGGUGCACGAUGCUGUGCUUAUUGUCGAUUGUGGUGGUGGUACUGUCGAUUUGAUCGCCUACGAGGUUGAGGAUGAGAACCCAUUCACAGUAGCCGAGUGUACUGCAGGUUCCGGUGAUUCCUGCGGAUCUACGGCACUCAACCGUAACUUCAGCAACAUCCUGCGUACCAAGAUUCGUAAGAUGAAGCUCCCCGACGGCUCAAAGACUGCUGGUCGUGUGUACGCCAAGUGCAUCAUGGACUUUGAGAACCGUAUAAAGGCGGAUUUCCGUAACAACGGACAGAAGUGGGCCGUCGACGUCGGUAUCGAGGCCGAGUUCCCCGAGGCAGGCAUCGAGGAGGGUUACAUGACCUUCACCAACGAGGAGAUUCUGCAGUGCUUCGAGCCUGUAGUUAAUCGCAUUCUUGAGCUCGUGCGCAACCAGAUCAUUGCCAUCCAGGCGCAGAACAGGACGCUCCAGAACAUUUUGGUGGUUGGUGGUUUCGGUGCAUCCGAGUAUCUCUUCCAGCAGAUCAAGCUGCAUGUGCCCCCGCAGUUCCAGUCCAAGGUUGUACGGCCCAUGGACUCAGUGGCUGCCAUCGUUAAGGGUGCGGUCACUGCCGGUAUCACAGAAAGGGUCAUUACACACCGUGUUGCUCGACGACACUACCUCAUGGCAACGCUGCAGCCGUUUAAGGAAGGCUACCAUCCCGAGGCUUACCGUGUCCCGUCCCUCGAUGGAAAGGAUAGGUGUAAAUUUACCAGGCAAAUCUUUGUCCAAAAGGGACAAAAAGUUAAGAUUGGAGAGCCGGUCAAAGUUUCAUUCUUCAGGCAGGUCGCACCGGGCGCAACGCUCAUGUAUGAGGAUAUUCUGUACGCCUGCGAUGACGACGUUUGCCCAGAGUACACCAAGGACCCUCGUAUCAAGGAGGUCGUUACCCUCACUUCGGACCUUUCGCGCAAGAAUCUAGAGAAAGACUUUGAGCGCAUGGACACACCACAGGGAACAUUUUACAGGGUGUACUUUGACAUUUACCUUACGCUGGAUGGUUCCGAGUUUAGCGCCGAGUUGGUCUGCCAAGGAGAGGUUAUGGGACGGUGCAGAGCCCGAUUCCGGUAGACAAAGGGACGAGAGAGUUAUGGAGGUAUUGGUUCCGGGAGCAUAGGGGAAGUUCAAUGUUUGGAAAGAUAUCAUCAAAACGAGGAGUUUCUGUCUUUUUUUUCCCCUUUUCUUUUUGUCUUUCAUUUCACACACACACACACACACACACACACACACACACACACAUCGGUGCACUUUGUUUACCAUUUUUCUAGCCGACAACCGAUGAGACCCAAACUAGAAAGCCGAAGUUA
Messenger RNA from Pyricularia grisea, 3357 nucleotides. RefSeq lists its product as uncharacterized. The transcript has 4 exons. Bases 818 to 3121 code for a protein of 767 amino acids. Gene Ontology annotation, molecular function: ATP binding; ATP-dependent protein folding chaperone. Lineage: Eukaryota; Fungi; Ascomycota; Sordariomycetes; Magnaporthales; Pyriculariaceae. The record is from RefSeq and is a predicted model, not a curated record.